CAGUGUCACCCCAGAGCCUGCAUCCAUCUGGCAGACCAGCAGCCAGGAGGGGCCUGUUCUGUGGGAAAGGGGAAGGACAGAUUGGCUGUGGUCACAGCAGCUUGUAUGAAAUCCAAGGGGCAUAGUUUCUCUGAUACCUUUGGAACUUCACAAGUUAAAUCAUUAUCUAAUACAAUCACAUUGACAUGCACAUUAUCAUGGAAAUCGCAUCAGUACGUCUUCUUAGCAUACUUGCUCUGCCAGUGAGGAGGUGCACAAAAAGCUGGAGGGGAACAUGGCCAGGACAGCUGACCCAAACUGUCCAAAGGGAUAUUCCAUACCAUAGGACAUCAUGCCCAGUAUACAAAUGGGGAAGGAGUUGGCCAUGAGGUUCCAGUGGCUGCAGGGGGACAGGCUGGAUAUCGAUCAGCGAGUGGCAUAUUUAUUGUUAAGAACAAGCUAAGAACUAUUGAAGACAUUAACAGGUACUGAAGAACAGUCUCUGUCACUGACUAGAGCAAACCUCCGGAGGGGUAAAAAGGAUUUAACCUGGUGGCAUAAGAACCCUGAAAUAAAUCUCUUAGCUACGAUUAGAGAUGAAAGACAGAUUAGCAUGGGCAGGAGAGUUGAACUCUUUCUCCGUCUCCAUUGGCGAGUCAGUGUGAAGACAGGACAACCAGAGACAUCAGGAAAUCAGUAUUUCCAUCAUCCUCAGGAUGUCUGAUUCAGGUAUUUUGUUCCUUGUAUUCAUCAAGUUACCAGUUUCAAGUUCCUAUUCAGUCCUCUGAAGCAGAUUUCUACUGCAUGCCUUGGACACAUGCCCCUAAUCAGCUUACGAGCUUCCCUUGACCUACGCUUCUUUUCCUAAUGCUGAUCUGACUAUGGCUGUCCUCAAAGUAAAAUUCACCAAAACUAAGAGGGACAAAUUGGCCCAGAUCUUAUGGAUACUCAACUGGGUUUCUGUAGUGAGCGGGAUCAUUCUCUUCAGUCUUGGCCUCUUUCUGAAAAUAGAGAUCAAGAAGCGCAAUGAAGUGAUGGCAAAAGGGGACAUUAACUCUGUCCCCAACAUGCUGAUCUCUGUGGGGGUCAUAGCAUGUAUCAUCAACUUUCUGGGUGGAAAAAUCUGCUAUGACUGCUCAGAUGCCAACAAGUUCUCUCGAUGGAAACUUGUUAUGCUGCCAUAUAUCGUAUGUACCUUUUGUUUUACCUUCUGCAUCCUGGUGGGUGCUGUCAUGUGCUACACCAUGAAGAAUGAGCUGGAAGAGUCUCUCUACCUGGGACUGAGGGAUGCUAUUAAGUUCUAUAAAGACACAGACAUUCCUGGACGAUGUUUCUUAAAGAAAACAGUGGAUUUGUUACAAAUUGGAUUCCAUUGCUGUGGAAACAAUGGCUUUAGAGACUGGUUUGAAAUUCAGUGGGUAUCUCCUCGUUAUCUGAAUAUGGCUUCUAAGGAGGUUCAAGACCGUCUAAAGAGCAAUGUUGAUGGGAAGUUCCUGGUGGAUGGAGUACCCUUCAGCUGCUGCAACCCCAGCUCCCCACGGCCCUGCAUCCAGUACCAGCUGACCAACAACAGUGCUCACUACAACUAUGAUUUUCUGACGGAGGAGCUCAAUAUUUGGGUGAAGGGGUGCCGAGAGGCCCUGCUGGAUUACUAUACCACUAUUAUGCGAUCAAUUGGCAUUGCAGCAUUGCUUAUUUGGUUGUUUGAGCUCUGUGUACUUAUUGGUGUUCGGUACCUACAAACAGCCAUGAAGAAUGUCCUUCUGCUCGGAGAUCUGGAGGGUGAAUCAGAUGGUUGGUUACUAGAAAAUAGUUUUGUGGAAACUGCCAAAUACAACAUCAGUAUCAUUAAGAACCUCGGCAAAGCCAACCAGAUCUCCACUGUAUCAGGCAUGAAUGACCCUAACAUUAAUGUUCAAAACACAGACUGUGGCAAAACCAAUGUUUCAACAAAAUCUAUCCCUGCAGCUAGGUAGGCAAACCUUUGAAGGAAUGACAUCACAAGCGUAGUGGUUUGAACUUUGCUGUAUUACAGUCCUACAGUUACCAGGUUUUUCACUGGUGGGGUAAAAAGGGAAAAAAAACGAAGACAAUUGAACAAACCACAGACGGGUGACAGCUCCAAAAAUGCUGAUACUUCUUUGGAUGGAUGCAUUUUUACUUGUGAAAUCCCUGAUUUUCAACACUGCACAAAACUUUUGGAAUUUUUCCCGCUUUCUCUCUUUACCUACAGAAUUUUAUCAUGGUCUGAACAUGCCAGAGUAAUCACUAUGCACAAGCAAAUGUUCCAGAGAGGAUGGGUCUACAUCUACUAACAUACAAAUUAGUCUUAUAUGUACCAAAGUUUGUCCUUAUUGUCAUUACACCUACAGAAAUUCCAGCAAAGGAAAUCCCCAAAGAAAUCAUUACACUUGAUAAAAAGAUUCUUUACAAAAAAGACAAAAACUGAAAUGAAAGCUCUGUUAGUCCAAGACAGGAGAGGGGAACUUUUAGCUGAAAUGUACCUAUAUUGCAGCCCUUCUAACAGAACCUACUAGCUAGGUAAAACUGAAGGCAAUGAAAGUUACCGUAAUGUAUUUCAUUUAUAUUUCCCAAAAAGUCUGAAGUAUGUCUUCAUUUUUCCCCCUCCACAGUCUACGGAAAGCCAGCUGCCACACCUCCCUGUAAGUCAAAGGGUACUGCUGAAAGGAGUUCUCUGCUUAAGAAAACUGACAAGGAUAUUUGAAAUAUCCUCCAAGGAUAUUUGAAAUUCCAAGUAGCACAUGAUAGCCCUAGUUUAAAAACAAGUAGAUACUUCCCCUAAAACAAACACUGAUGAUCCUAGAUGCUUACAAGCUCCUCAUUUCAAAAGUACUUAACACAUUGAUCCAGGGGCAGGAAGAUAAGGGACUAUGUGAAAUCAAUGAAGGCAAAGUCAGACUGACAGCUCUCCCAUCACACUCCUAGUACAGUGCUCAGGAACUUUGUUAAUGCAUGGAGUGAAAGCCUUCAAUGCCCAAGACACUUGUAGUUACAGGAUGCCCUAUGACACUAAUUCAUCAUUAGUAGUAACCAGGAAAAACAUUUCGAUACAAAAUAGAGGUUAAAAGACAAUAAAGUACUUUACUUGUUACUGCUG
This is a messenger RNA of Neopelma chrysocephalum (saffron-crested tyrant-manakin), 3097 nucleotides long. Its product is annotated as photoreceptor outer segment membrane glycoprotein 2. Gene Ontology annotation, biological process: visual perception. The record is from RefSeq and is a predicted model, not a curated record. The transcript has 8 exons. Bases 861 to 1955 code for a protein of 364 amino acids. Gene Ontology annotation, cellular component: membrane. Lineage: Eukaryota; Metazoa; Chordata; Aves; Passeriformes; Pipridae.